Messenger RNA from Nelumbo nucifera (sacred lotus), 1595 nucleotides. RefSeq names its product nuclear transcription factor Y subunit C-3-like. Gene Ontology annotation, cellular component: nucleus. Gene Ontology annotation, molecular function: DNA-binding transcription factor activity, RNA polymerase II-specific; RNA polymerase II cis-regulatory region sequence-specific DNA binding; protein heterodimerization activity. Gene Ontology annotation, biological process: regulation of transcription by RNA polymerase II. The record is from RefSeq and is a predicted model, not a curated record. Lineage: Eukaryota; Viridiplantae; Streptophyta; Magnoliopsida; Proteales; Nelumbonaceae.
GAGUGAGAGAAGACAACAAAAGUAAUAUGUCUCCACGAACCAAUUUCUGGUUUCUUACUUUCUCUCUUUAUUUUUUGUUGUAGAAACGAAAGAAAACUAGAAGAAACGGGAAACUGUUUUCGUCUCUCUCUCAUCACUUCUCCUUUAAUUCAGAACCCUAGCCAACAGAAUCUUAUAUCCUCUCUCUCUCUCUCUCUCGCUCUGCGAAAAGGGUUUCAGUCUGGUAAGAAGGAGGAGAAGCAUAAACAAACAACUCCAGAUUCGAGUCUAUCUGUGUGAAAAGAUCCAGAAGGAUAAAAUCAUCUCACACAGACCAGAAUGGAUCAACAAGCUCAUGGACAGCCCCCAGUCAUGGGGGUGGUUGGUGGUGGUGCUCAAGUGCCAUAUGGCACAACUCCAUAUCAAACUAACCAAAUGAUUGCAGCCAAUCCUCCUGGAUCAGUUGUCACAUCAGUUGGAUCUAUUCAACCUGCUGGUCAACCAACAGGUUUCACUGCUUCCCCAGCUCAGCUUGCACCACACCAACUUGCUUAUCAGCACCUCCACCAGCAGCAGCAACAGCAACUGCAGCAACAACUCCAGGCUUUUUGGUCAAACCAAUACCAAGAAAUUGAGCAGACCACUGACUUCAAGAACCAUAGCCUUCCAUUGGCAAGGAUCAAGAAAAUCAUGAAGGCUGAUGAGGAUGUAAGAAUGAUAUCAGCAGAGGCUCCUGUCGUAUUUGCCAGGGCUUGUGAGAUGUUCAUCUUGGAGUUGACACUGCGUUCAUGGAACCACACAGAGGAGAACAAGCGUAGAACACUCCAGAAGAAUGACAUUGCUGCAGCAAUCACAAGGACUGAUAUCUUUGACUUCCUGGUUGACAUUGUCCCCAGGGAGGAUUUGAAAGAUGAGGUACUUGCCUCAAUGCCCAGAGGAACGCUGCCUGUUGGAGGUCCUGCUGACCCUCUUCCUUAUUAUUACAUGCCUCAACAUUCACCACAGGUUGGAACUCCUGGAAUGAUCAUGGGUAAACCCGUUGUCGAUCAAGCUUUGUAUGGGCAACAGCCUCGCCCUUACAUGGCUCAGCAAAUAUGGCCACAACCACCACAGCAACAGCAGCAGCAACCGCCCUCAGAUUCUUAAGCUGGAGAAGAAUGGUCGUAGCAGACAUUUUGAAGAAAACAGGAACAGCAGACUGAGCACUAUAUGCUUAGUAGGAGAAUGUAUUAAGCUACAGCACACUGAUUUAUACUCUACCAUCACAAGGACAUGAAGAACAGUCCAAAGUUAAAUAUUGCUGAAGAUACAUGGUAAUAGAGAAGCUAUCAAGGCUUUCAAAAAAAAAAAAAAACUGAAAAAAAAGAAGCUAUAGGUAUCACUGAAUGUGGUUUUACAUCCAAAUAUUGUAAUGGUUCUUUGGAACCUCUCUGACACUUGCAAGUAAUAUGGAAUUAUGGAUGACUGUAAUACAUAUAUAUAUACAGCAGACAUGUACAGGGAAGCUAACAUCAUAAGUUAGUCAUAUUUACCAAAAAAAGAAAAACAUUAUAGCUAGUCAUCUCAAUGCAAGUGCUAGUGGUGGCGAGCCCAAUGAAUUGUUGGAUGGUUCUUUC